This is a messenger RNA of Symbiodinium necroappetens, 1608 nucleotides long. The record is from the annotation of a GenBank genome assembly. Lineage: Eukaryota; Dinophyceae; Suessiales; Symbiodiniaceae.
GUGGUGGCCGCAAGGGUUCGCUUGGCUGCGCAGGACAAGACGGAGACCUGCAAAGUGAAAGUCUACCGGGACACUCGCGUCCAAACUGCGCCAGUGGACUCCAGCCUCACUUACAGCCUUCUUACGAAGUACACCGGCCAGAUCUUCGUUUGGUGCAAACGGAUCUAUGAGAGUCGAUGGCUUGUGCUUGGUCUGGGCAUCGGGGGGUCGCUGGUGCUCUCGAUGGCUAUCAUCAUGGGCUUCGCAUGCUGCGUGGGCCUCGUCGUGCAUGUGCUCAUCGCGCUGCUCUUCGCAGUCUUGAUUUGUGCUGACUACGUCUUGUUCCGCCAGGCAGGCCUCGUCACUGGGCGCACAGGGAAGAUGAUCCUCGAUGCGCUCCAGAAAGUCACUGAAUGGGACAUGCCAGCAGAGUUGGGAUCGUUGAUCCAGGACUCGACGCAGGAUGAGCAGAUGCGUGAAGUGUACAAGUGGUCGGCCGUUGGACUGCUGCUCUGCAUUCUACUGCUUGCCUGCGCGGCUCUGGCAGCUCGAAAAAACCUCCAAAUCCUCGUCGCGUUGCUGAAGGAGGCCUCCAACACGAUGCGCGAGAUGCCCUCGUUGCUCCUGGCCCCCUUCAUGCUGGCCUUGAGCAUGAUCUUCAUGUCGGUGGUGAUGCUCUGGGUUUCGCUGGCCUUCGCCACAGCCAGCGCUUCGGACAUCCCACGGACCACGGAGGCCUGGCACCUUUACAUCUACCCUGCGCUGAAGGCUGCCGGCCUAGCACAGGCGAACGAAAUGACACAGAUGCGCCAGACGGCCCUGGUCUUCAACCUCUUCGUGUUCCUUUUCAUCUACCAUUUCCACGUGUCCCUCUGCAUUGCCAUCACAGCCAUGUGCGUCUCUCACUGGUACUUCUACCGGAAUGACCCCGAGCGGAAUGCGGGCACAGGAGUGAACUCGGAAGGAUGGUUCUUCGGCCGCCCCAUCCUCUUGGCCUUCUUGCGCCUUUGUCGACACCAUCUUGGCUCGCUGGUCUUUGGCUCCUGUAUCAUGGCCAUCGCUACAAUGCUCCGACUUAUCUUUGAGUACAUCGCUGCGAAGACGAAAGACCAGGAGUCAAACCCGGUGGUGCGCGCUGCCGUUUGUGCGUGCCGCUGCUGCCUGUGGUGUCUGGAGCGGUGUCUACAGUUCAUCACCGAGUAUGCAUACGUCUAUGUGGCAGUGACUGGCAAGACUUUCUGCUCCUCUGCGCAUGCGUCUUUCGUUUUCUUCGCCAAGUACCCAGUGCAAACUGCGAUGGACAAGAUGGCGUCUGCAGCCUUGGGCUACCUGCUCUGUGUGACAGUCCCCCUGGGCCUGGCCGUGGUCGCCUUCCCAUGGCUGUCGGAGGGGUCCUGGCCGCCCUGCGCCAUUGUUAUCAUAGCCCUUGCGUACGUUACGACUCGCCUGGCAGCUGGAAUCUACGAUGUGUGCAUCACGACUUUGUUUGUCUGCGUGAUGCGCGACUGCGAACAUUACGAUGGCCGCUACAUGAGCAAGAAUCUCCGGAGCGCUUGCGGCUUCGGCGAACUCGCUCGCCAAAGCCUGGCCGCGCGUCAGUCGGCCGUCGAUGGCAUCGAGCUACAGUGA